Molecule: messenger RNA, 1417 nt
Organism: Corticium candelabrum
Lineage: Eukaryota; Metazoa; Porifera; Homoscleromorpha; Homosclerophorida; Plakinidae
Exons: 16
Coding region: 26-1258 (410 amino acids)
Biological process (GO): amino acid transmembrane transport
Cellular component (GO): vacuolar membrane
Molecular function (GO): L-amino acid transmembrane transporter activity
Source: RefSeq, a predicted model, not a curated record
UAUCGUUGCUUUUCGUUCGUCAACAAUGCACGAUGAAGGAGGAACACAAAGUUCUGCUAAAGUGUUUGCCAACAUUUUUAUCUCAUUUGUUGGAGCAGGUGUGUUGGGUCUACCAUUUGCAUUCAAGGAGGCUGGGGUUAUGGAGGGAUCGCUUAUUAUGACAUUUAUAGCUAUAAUCAGUACGAAGUCUCUUCUCCUUCUUAUUGAUUGCAAAUACAAGCUGAUGUCAAAGAGUGAAGUAGAAAAUGGACAUGGUGUUAAUAGCGGUCACGAGAGUCCAAUUCCUUUUGACAGAGAUCUAGAAUAUGGAGAUGUAGGAUUUCAUGCUUUGGGCUCAGUAGGUCAAUUUCUGGUUGAAAUACCUGUCCUUGUCUCUCAGGCAGGUUUUAGCUGUGCAUAUCUCAUUUUCAUAUCGGAAAAUGUGAGCAAUGUGCUUCCAGCUCUUUCAAAAAAUACUUGGUUGCUUAUCAUGAUGAUUCCUCUUUUCUUCUUGUGCACUUUGAAACAUCUAAAGAGUUUAGGAACAUUUAGUAUAUUUGCUGACUUUGCCAAUGUGUUUGCUUAUGGAAUUGUGUACUGGUUUGACUUUGAACACAUCCAUCUUGUCAAGUUACAUCCAAACACGUGGUCAAUGAAUGGCUUUACCUUUUUUGUUUGCAUGUCCAUCUAUUGUUAUGAGGGUGCAGGGAUGAUUCUCUCGCUAGAACAGUCUGCUUCACAAAACUCAAAUCAUGACUUUAGAUACCUCUUCAAGUGCGUCAUGUUUGUUGUCACUGUCAUCUAUAUAUCAUUUGGAGUGUGUGGGUAUUUGAGUUUUGGUGCUGAAACUAAUUCCAUUAUCACACUCAAUUUACCACCAGGUGUGUUUCCUCUAUUGGUUAAGUCUUGCCUCUGUUUUUCAUUGUUUUUUACAUAUCCAGUUAUGAUGUUUCCAGUGACACGUAUGUUGGACAUCAAACUUGGAAUCGACUCAAACUCAAACUCAUCAGGAAAUUCACCUAUUGCAUUACGAGCUGCUGUUGUUGUAUUCACUUGCAUUGUGGUGUUGGCUAUACCAUCAUUUUCUGAUCUGAUGGCUCUAGUUGGAGCAACUUGUUGUACUAUGCUACUGCUCACUCUUCCUGGGCUCUUUCAUUACAUAUUAUUCAAAGGGCAACUGAGCAAGUUAGAAAGUAUGCUGGAUAUCUUUCUCAUAGUAUCUGGAGUUAUUGGUGCCAUUUUGGGGACAGCAGAUGCAGUACAUAGAAUCUACACAUGAUUGUACUUACAAUUAUGAUAUACGUUUCUAUUGAACUUGAUGCACUGUAAUAGCUUUUACUAUAAUGUUACAGUCUAGAAAACAGUAAGAAGUGCGAAUACUCCAUAAAUUAAAGCACAUGGGUAUGCGACAAGUGGUUGCUGCGAGUCCAUACACAAA